CUCUUCUUUCAUCUGUUUUAACACGAUCCCCUAUUUGCACCAGGUGUUGUACAAAUAAUUCUAAUCCUCACUCGCAAGCUUCAACAAUGGUUUCGUGGCAGAUUGGGAAAUCGAUGCGAUCUCACAAGUGCAUCACAAUUCAACACAAACGGUUCUAGGUUUUUUAGAGAGAGAAACAUAAGAGUUUUAGAGAGAGAGAGACGGGAAAUGGAGAAGUCUUGCACACUGCUUGUUCACUUUGACGACGGAACACCUGCACUCGCGAAUGAGAUCAAAGGAUCUUUAGAGGGGAAUGACAUGCACGCGAAAAUCGACGCCAUGAAGAAAUCUAUCAUGCUUUUACUGAAUGGCGAAACCAUACCCCAACUCUUUAUCACCAAAGUCCGAUAUGUAUUGCCCUCCGAUGAUCACACAAUUCAGAAACUAUUGCUUCUUUAUUUUGAGAUGAUGGAAAAAACGGAUUCAGGAGGGAAGGUACUUCAGGAGAUGAUUUUAAUCUGUCAAAACUUACUGAACAAUCUGAAUCACUCCAAUGAGUAUAUCCGGGGUGUCACUCUCCGGUUCCUUUGUCGCCUACGUGAAACUGAGAUUAUCGAGCCAUUGAUCCCCACAGUUUUGUUGAAUUUAGAACAUCGCCACCCAUUUGUUCGGAGAAAUGCAAUUCUCGCUGUGAUGUCAAUAUAUAAGCUUCCCCAAGGGGAGCAGUUAUUAGAACAUGCCCCUGAGUUGAUUGAGAAGGUGCUUUAUACAGAACAUGACCCGUCAGCUAAGCGGAAUGCAUUCCUUAUGUUGUUUAAUUGUGCCCAAGAUCGGGCGGUCAAUUACCUUUUCACUAAUAUUGAUAGAAUCAAUGACUUGGGUGAACAACUUCAGAUGGUGGUGUUGGAGUUGAUCCGUAAGGUUUCCAGAGCAAACAGGGGAGAAAAGGGGAAGUAUAUAAAGAUUAUUAUAUCAUUGCUUAGUGCCCCUUCGACAACAGUAAUCUAUGAAUGUGCUGGGACUCUUGUUUCCCUCUCCUCGGCCCCAACGGCCAUCACAGCUGCUGCUAACACCUAUUGCCAGCUUCUGCUCUCGCAGAGUGACAACAAUGUUAAGCUUAUUGUGCUUGAUCGUCUUAAUGAGCUUAAAUCAUCGUAUAGACAUAUUAUGGUCCAUAUGAUAAUGGAUGUUCUUAGGGCACUUUCUACCCCAAAUCUGGACAUUCGCAGGAAAACAAUUGACAUUGCUCUUGAAUUGAUAACUUCCCAGAACAUUGAUGAAGUUGUUCUUAUGCUAAAGAAGGAAGUCAUGAAGACUCAGAAUGCAGAGCUCGAGAAGAAUGGGGAAUAUAGGCAAAUGCUUGUUCAAGCCAUUCAUUCUUGUGCAAUCAAAUUUCCUGAGGUGGCAAGCACAGUUGUGCAUCUUUUGAUGGAUUUCUUGGGUGACAGCAAUGUUGCUUCAGCUGUGGAUGUGGUUCUCUUUGUGCGGGAGAUUACCGAAACAAACCCAAAAUUGAGGGUCUCUAUAGUGACAAGGCUUUUGGACACUUUCUAUCAGAUCCGUGAUGCAUGUGUGUGUUCUUGUGCUCUUUGGAUCAUUGGUGAGUACUGUUUUUCACUUUCUGAAGUAGAAAGUGGAAUUGCGACUAUCAAGCAGUGCCUUGGGGAACUCCCAUUCUAUGUAGUUACAGAGGAAGGGGAGGGUCAAGAUGCUUCGAAGGAUUCUCAGCAGGUAAACUACACCACUGUAUCUUCAAGAAGGCCUGCCAUUCUUGCUGAUGGGACCUAUGCUACCCAGAGUGCUGCACUAGAAACUGCUAUUUCACCUCCAACCCUAGUUAAAGGGUCAUUGGUGUCAGUUGGUAACUUGAGAUCGCUGAUUCUUGCUGGUGAUUUUUUCCUUGGUGCGGUUGUGGCAUGCACACUGACAAAACUGGUAUUGAGAUUGGAAGAGGUUCAGCCAGCUAAAGUUGAAGUGAACAAAGAGACUACACAGGCCUUGUUGAUCAUGGUUUCUAUGCUGCAACUGGGACAAUCCUUAUUUCUUCCCCACCCAAUUGAUAAUGAUUCUUAUGAGAGGAUUGUCCUUUGCAUUAGAUUGCUAUGUAAUACUGGUGACAAGAUAAGGAAGAUAUGGUUGCAGUCUUGCCGACAGAGUUUUGUGAAAAUGCUUGCUGACAAGCAGUUUCGUGAAACAGAGGAAGUUAAAGCAAAGGCUAAUAUCUCCGCCCAGCCAGAUGAUCUUAUUGACUUCUACCACUUGAAGAGCAGGAAGGGUAUAAGUCAGAUUGAGUUGGAAGAUGAGGUGCAAGAUGAUCUAAAACGUGCUACUGGAGAGUUCAUGAAGGAUGGUGAUGAAGCAAAUAAACUUAAUCGCAUUCUUCAGCUCACAGGGUUCAGUGACCCUGUUUAUGCUGAAGCAUAUGUCACUGUUCAUCAUUAUGACAUUGUCCUUGAUGUUACCGUCAUCAAUCGUACCAAGGAGACCCUCCAGAACUUGUGCUUGGAAUUGAGUACCAUGGGUGAUCUCAAACUGGUGGAUCAUCCGCAAAACUACACACUAGCACCAGAAUCAAGCAAGCAAAUAAGAGCCAAUAUUAAAGUUUCAUCCACUGACACAGGAAUGAUAUUUGGUAACAUUGUCUAUGAAACUUCAAAUGUGCUUGAGCGAAAUGUCAUUGUUCUUGAUGACAUUAACAUUGAUAUUAUGGAUUACAUUUCUCCAUCAGCAUGUGCUGAUGCGGUAUUUAGAACUAUGUGGGCUGAAUUUGAGUGGGAAAACAAGGUUUCCGUAAACACUGUUAUUCAAGACGAGAAGGAAUUUUUGAACCUCAUCAUCAAGUCAACAAAUAUGAAAUGCUUAACUCCACCAUCGGCACUGGAAGGAGAUUGUGGGUUCCUUGCUGCUAACCUGUAUGCAAAAAGCAUCUUUGGAGAGGAUGCUUUGGUAAAUUUGAGCGUUGAGAAACAAGUAGAUGGUAAACUGAGUGGAAACUUCAGAAUAAGGAGCCAGACUCAAGGUAUCGCUCUGAGUCUUGGGGACAAGAUAACUCUUAAGCAGAAAGGAGGCAGUUGAAUGGACUAAAUACCUACAUUUUGAUAGAUUUUUAUUCAACAUUUUUUGGGUAAAUAGGAAAAAGAUGCAACUUAAUGUAUCUAAUAGACACUUUCUUUUUUUUUCUUUUUUUUUUUUCCUGCUCUACACCUCUAUCUUUUCAGUAAAUUUGCAGUUAAUUCAGCUUUAAUAUCUUCAUUUUAAUUGGA
Cornus florida is the source of this 3242-nucleotide messenger RNA. RefSeq names its product coatomer subunit beta-1-like. The record is from RefSeq and is a predicted model, not a curated record. Gene Ontology annotation, molecular function: structural molecule activity. Bases 208 to 3054 code for a protein of 948 amino acids. Lineage: Eukaryota; Viridiplantae; Streptophyta; Magnoliopsida; Cornales; Cornaceae. Gene Ontology annotation, cellular component: cytoplasm; COPI vesicle coat. Gene Ontology annotation, biological process: endoplasmic reticulum to Golgi vesicle-mediated transport; intra-Golgi vesicle-mediated transport; intracellular protein transport. The transcript has 5 exons.